AUGGAUGUUAGCUCCCGAGCAAAUAACAAGAAGGGGACUAGUCUCCGGGUGUCGAAGUCGAGUCAUAGCGUGAAUACGAGCACAUGGGAUGGCAAAAGACCACAUCACAAGAAGAAAUCCCAUGGCCAUCGAAAAGCGGUGGAAGAGCUCCUGGACCAACUUCAAGUGAUUCCAAUUCCGGGAAAAGGCGACGCUGGAUACAAAGGGGUCGAUGAAAAAAUGUCAGAGAACCCAAAUCCCCAACCAAGUGAAGCGAAGGAGGGACCGAUACCGGCUGUGGCAGUGCAGGAGGCAGCAAUGGCUCCGGCGGCGGCCGCGAUUAAUUGA
Linum trigynum is the source of this 327-nucleotide messenger RNA. The record is from the annotation of a GenBank genome assembly. NCBI's taxonomy places the organism in Eukaryota, Viridiplantae, Streptophyta, Magnoliopsida, Malpighiales, Linaceae.